Molecule: messenger RNA, 4842 nt
Organism: Oncorhynchus kisutch (coho salmon)
Lineage: Eukaryota; Metazoa; Chordata; Actinopteri; Salmoniformes; Salmonidae
Product: polycomb protein SCMH1
Exons: 17
Coding region: 494-2671 (725 amino acids)
Biological process (GO): negative regulation of DNA-templated transcription
Cellular component (GO): nucleus
Molecular function (GO): chromatin binding; histone binding
Source: RefSeq, a predicted model, not a curated record
AACAUGGCGGACAGCCACUAGCUCAAUCCACAUAAAACAAUACACAAACAUUUCAAAGCAAGGUAAACAGACUAAUAUAUUGUUUACACGCUAUACUCUUUUUUACAAACACAUUUUUAGCUGGUAAUUUAGCUAGCAUUUAUUGAUGAUGAUGUAUUUAUAAUCAGGCCAACGAUAGAUGGCGAACAUUAAGUCUUCCGGUUAGCGUGCUGUGUUGACGGAGCUAGCUAUCUGUUGUUCGAGCAUGCCCAUGUUAUUAGCUUGGAGAGCUGCUGUGUCAACAGUGAGCCCUGAGUGUGUUUGGGUGGGUGACCGAGGUCUGCUGACAGCUGGGGCCACCUCUUUGUUGUACCCUGUCGUCUGCCUCCAACGCCAACCCCCUGCCUGGCCGACAGAAGUGGAGAGCGUUAAGCGCAAUCCGUGGGGAAGUCAACCUGAGCAUCCACAAAUGAAAGAGUGGACUAUUGUGUCUUGAACUUAGUAUUACUGGAGCAUGAAGAAACCAGUGCCACAAAAAGCUAUUGAGUGGAGAGAUGGCAGGCGGAUCAAGCAUGCCCGAAGUGGCCGUCCCUCCCGGGUCCCAUCGCAGUACCAAGGAGGGCACUUCAGUUGGGACAAAUACCUAAAGGAAACAGGUGCUAGUGCUGCACCUGCUCACUGCUUCAGACAGGGUGCAACACCUCCAGUGAAUGAGUUCAAGGCGGGCAUGAAGCUGGAGGCGCAGGACCCUCGGAAUACAACGUCAACCUGCAUUGCAACAGUGGUGGGCCUGACGGGAUCGCGGCUGCGUCUGCGCCUUGACGGCUCCGACAACAAGAACGACUUCUGGCGCCUGGUGGACUCGUCUGAAAUCCAGCCUAUCGGAAACUGCGAGAAGAACACGGGCAUGCUGCAGCCGCCAUUGGGCUUCCGUCUGAAUGCAUCCUCCUGGCCCAUGUUCCUUCUAAAAACACUCAACGGAGCCGAAAUGGCCCCAGCACGCAUCUUUCACAAGCAGGAGCCCCCCGUCCCAGAGCAGAACUCCUUCCAGGUGGGCAUGAAGCUGGAGGCAGUGGACCGCAAGAACCCCCACUUCAUCUGCCCGGCCACGGUGGGGGCGCUGCGUGGCGUGGAGGUGCUCGUCACCUUCGACGGCUGGCGGGGUGCUUUCGACUACUACUGCCGCUACGACUCCCGGGACAUCUUCCCCGUGGGCUGGUGCUCUCUCACCGGGGACAACCUGCAGCCGCCUGGCACCAAAGCAGUGGUACCCAAGACCCUCGGUUGCCUUUCAGACGGUAGCGAGGGAACAGCCAUGCACCCCAUGCCAGGACAGCCGCCUGGCCAACGGGGACGCAAGCCAGGCUGCAGGAAAGCCAAGCUGACAGGGCCCUGGGGGCAGAAGGGGGCCGGAGUAGGACAACAGGCCCCCCUGUCCGGAAAGGGACUGGAGCCUAUCAAGGUCCCCAAGAAGAGAGGCCCCAAACCGGGGAGUAAGUUGGGCUGGGCGAAGAGAGAAGGCUGGCUGGAGGGUGCCAUGGCAGGCCCAGGGCGACCCGUGUCCCGGCCCAGAGGGAGGCUGCCAGCCAACUGGACCCAGAGGAUGGUCCUGCAGGAGGGACAAGCGGAGUCUAUCAAGAUCCCCAAAAAGAGAGGGCCCAAGCCCGGCAGCAAGAGAAAACAGCGGGUGGUGCCCAACCCCGUGCCCGUUUCCCCCAACAGCAGUAUGCCAGAGCCAGACACCAGCACGGUGGCUCUGGACAACGCCACCAUCCCCAGCGCCGCCUUGCAUGCUGCCACAGUGUGUGUCUACCUGAACAAGUAUGGGAAGGUGGGACCCCACUUGGACGGGCGGCGGGUACAGCAGCUGCCCGACCACGUUGGUCCAGGCCGGGCUUCCUCGGUGCUACAGCAGUGUGUCCAGGCCUGUGUGGACUGUGCCCACAACCAGAGCUCUGUCUUCUCCUGCCUCAAGCCAGGUCACGGGGGAGAGGUCAUAUCAGCCCACUUCGACCACCAUCACCAUACCCUCACCCUGCCCACGGUCAACAGCGUCACGCACGUCCUGCACUUCCUGGAGAAACUCUGUCACAACCUCUACUGUGACCCUCUGUUUGGGAGCCAGCCCAUCCCUAGAGGGGGCCUGCAUUACGACAGCCAUGCCUACCCAGAAAGGAGAAGUUUUAGGGAGGGCCUCACGACGGGUCCAGGAAGAGGCUCCAAGCGGUUCCUUCAAGAAUCCUACAACAGCCCCCUCCCCCACAAGCUGGCCAAAAACCUCUGCCUCUCCUCGGAAGGUGAGCCUUUCCUCAUGGAGAAUGGUGUAGGGGGGUCGGAGCACUUAAAGAAGAGCCCCCUGUCCCCAGGCUCGACAGGGCAGCCUCUGAGCCUGCGGUUCCCCACCAAGUUGCUACAUCUCAACUCUUCAGGCUCUCAGCGUUUCAGAGAGUGCCCCCGGCCCAGUGGCCAGGACCCCAACCUGUGGACGGUAGAGGACGUCAUGCAGUUCAUCAGAGACAUAGACCCUCUACUGGCCCCCCACGCAGAUCUCUUCAGAAAACACGAGAUUGAUGGCAAAGCCCUCCUGUUACUACGCAGCGACAUGAUGAUGAAAUACAUGGGCUUGAAGCUCGGGCCUGCCCUCAAACUCACAUUCCACAUCGACAGGUUCAAACAUGGACGCCCUUAUUGAGCUCAUCAGCGUCACCCCACCCCGCAACCCUGCUACUUCUACUCCCCCCCUCCUCUCCCCUCUACAGGAUAUAAUGCACUGCAUACUACUGGACUGACCUAGGCUACGAUACUUAGUGUCAUAUAUCCCCCUCCCUUUCCCUGCCGCAUCUAAGAAGCCCUGUUGCGAACUUCUCUUAUUUCGAUUUUAUUUCUGUUGUGUGGCACAAUCCAGCCCUACGGCAGCAUGGGAUAUUGGAUAUGCAGACUGACUGACUCGCCCACAUAUCCUCCUCAUCCAUCAUGUUACUCGCCUGUUUUUCUAUUCCAUAUUCUCUUACAACAACCGCUACCAAUGAUGCCCUCCCUGUGUGUAGCCAUUUUUUACUGUAAUGGCCAUUUUAGGCCAGAGUUUUUAUUACAUCGUUUCUUUUUGUUUGAUCAAGUACAUUUCUUUUUUGUACCCUCCCUGAAAAUAAGGACUUGCAUUAAGCCAUUUUCACCGUUUUGUAUUAAAUAUGUAUACUGAACAAAAAUAUAAAUGCAACAUGUAAAGGGUUGGUCCCAUGUUUCAUGGGCUGAAAUAAAAGAUCCCAGAAAUGUUCCAUACGCACAAAAGCUUAUUUCUCUCAAAUCCUUUUUAGUGAGCAUUUUUUAUUUGCCAAGAUAAUCCAUCCAGGUGUAGCAUAUCAAGAAGCUGAUUAAACAGCAUGAUCAUUAACACAGAUGCACCUUGUGCUAGGGACAGUAAAAGGCCACUCUAAAAUGCACUGUUUUGCUACAGAUGUCUCGUUUUGAGGGAGCGUUCAAUUGGCUUGCUGACUGCAGGAAUGUCCACCUAUAGCUGUUGCCAGAUAAUUUAAUGUUAAUUUCUCUACCAUACGCCGACCUCCAACGUAAUUUUAGAGAAUUUGUCAGUACGUCCGACUGGCCACACAACCGCAGACAACGUGUAACCACGCCAGCCCAGGACCUCCACAUCUGACUUCUUCACCUGUAGGAUCGUCUGAGACCAGCCACCCGGACAGCUGAUGAAACUGUGGGUUUACACAACUGAAGAAUUUCUGCACAUUCUUGUCAGAAACCGUCUCAGGGUAGCUCAUCUUUGUGCUCAUCGUUCUCACCAGUGUCUUCACCUGACAGCGGUUAUGCACCGUAUCUGACUUCAGUAGGCAAAUGCUCACCUUUGAUGGUCACUAGCACGCUGGACAAGUGUGCUCUUCACAGAUGAAUCCCGGAUUUCUACUGUACCGGGCAGAUGGCAGAUAGCGUGUGUGGUGUCAUGUGGGCGAGCGGUUUGCUGAUGUCAUUGUGAACAGAGUGCCCCAUGGUAGCAUUGGGGUUAGGGUAUGGACAGGCAUAAGCUACGAACAACGAACACAAUUGCAUUUUAUCGUGACGAAAUCCUUAGGCCCAUUGUCAUGCCGUUCAUCCGCCGCCAUUACCUAAUGUUUCAGCAUGAUAAUGCACGGCCCCAUGUCGCAAAGAUCUGUACAGAGUUCCUGGAAGAUGAAAAUGUCCCAGUUCUUCCAUGGUCUGCAUACUCACCAGACAUGUCACCCAUUGAGCAUGUUUGGGAUGCUCUGGUUUGACGUGUACGACACUGUGUUCCAGUUCCCACCAAUAUCCAGCAACUUCGCACAGCCAUUGAAGAGUGGGACAACAUUCCACAGACCAUAAUCAACAGCUUGAUCAACUCUGCGAAGGAGAUGUCUCGCACUGCAUGAGGCAAAUGGUGGUCACACCAAAUACUGACUGGUUUUAUGAUCCACGUCCCUACCUUCUUUUAAAGCUAUCUGUAUUGCCAGUCAUGUGUAAUCCAUAGAUUAUGGCCUUUCCUUAUAUGAACUGUAACUUAGUAAAGUCUUUGAAAUUGUUGCAUGUUGCGUUUAUAUUUUUGUUCAGUGUCAUUAAUUCCAGAAAAAAAAACACUAUGUUUCUCCCAGCUGUUUGGGAGUUGUUUGGAGGCAUGGUUUUCAAACAGUAUGACACACUACAUUAUCAAAACACAUUAUACAGUGCUGAAGAAAUACUGACAUGAUAAACUUGCGUUUAUCUUGUUAUGGAUGUUUACAAUGACUCGUUAUUUGUACUUUUUACAUUUUUAUACUAUAUUAUUAGAGUUCAUACAUUGAGAGCUUUAUCAUACGCAUUAAUGUUCAAUAAAUAUGUAAUAAAUGUUGGUAUCUGUCA